AUGGCGCAACCUCAGCAGCAGUUUCCAAUGCCUCCGAGGCCAUACUCCCCCCCACAGAAUGCGGCUUCCCCUGGCGCCCAACAGCAGUUUGGCAUGCCGCCGAACAAAAGGCAACGAUUGUCUCCAAACCCAUCAUCACAACCAGGCUCUCCAUACGUUCAGUCACCGUACACUAUGAGUCCGGGAGCUUCCGCGCCGUCAUCAGCAGGAGCUUCGCCUCAUUUUGCGACUGUAGGGAUUCCACAAGGGGUCUACAAUACACCAUACUCGAAUGGACACACUACCCCUUCUCUUACCCUUCCACAAUCACAACCAAACCACCAAUCUAAUCACCAGUCCAAUCAUCAAACCAAUCAUCAACCUCACUUUCAGAGCUCUGUUAACUUCUCUAAUCCUCCCCAUACAAGUCCAAGACCAGAUUUUGGCAACUAUGGCCAGGCUCCACCAUCUGCAGCGCAACCUCACCAAGGCCAAAUAUCGCAUCCGAACCAAGGUCAAGGCACAAUGGGCCCCCCAUCGAAACCUGCAGAGAGGCCAAAGGAGGAUGGAGUCGACGUGAUGGAUGUUCUAGGAGGCACGGGUAUCGAUCUACGAGAAGAAGAGGGGCUACAAUAUACAUUCCAGCUGUACGACAACUCUUUCAACUCUCAGUUAUCAGGUUCCCAGUCUGGCAACAUCUCCUCUGGGCAUAGCUUUACUCAGUUUCCACCGGGAGACGAAGCUUCAUUCUAUGGCGCUGGACCUGCGAACGCUGCUGCCGAUAAAGUUCAUGCAAAAUCGCAAGAUGAAUAUAACAAGAAGUUGGCUGAUCGCGUGUGGAACGAUGCCGCUGCGAAUCUUGCGGCAUCGCGGCAACGUGAGCUUCGCAAUCCAUUUCUCAUAGUCCAGGUCAUUCAAGCCAAGAUGGGAAAGGUUGCUAGAGAGAAUGGACUUUCACUGAACGUGGACAAGGGUGGAAUGAUGGGGACGAUGAAGCUACCAGAGCAUUUUAGUCAGCGUGGUGUUCAAGUGCAGACUCAAGUUGGCCCAGAAAAUACAUUCCUCGCUACCAACGGUACUUUCCUCCCUAUUGACACCAUGCUCGUCGAUCAAGUCGCACUUAUGUCAAUUGCGACGAAGCAUCGCCUGCGAGGCUUGGUGGAGGAUGCUGUCAAACUUGCAAAAGGUCGCCAGACGGGUUCCCACGGCAUAAUUCCCGAGGAUUGGGUUGACGCCGCGGCUCCCAGCAAUGCUGAUACCACUGUUGCUGAUGGUGGUCCUCGAAGCGGAUGGGAGAGUGCAGUCAGCCCGCACUCCAACCCACUUAACCGCUCUGCUGCUAAGCUCCCAACCCCGGUUUCAGAAACUUCCAAGACCCCUGCUGCUCCUGUGAAGAUCACAAACGAAGUUGUCAGCGCUUUACGUGCCUCAGCAGUAAAAGAACGCGACCAGGAAGAAGCACGGUUGCGUAAACGGUUAGCUCGCGCAGCUGGGGAUGGUGCAUCUAGACAAGGCUCGAUCAUCCCAGGCACACCAGGCUCUGUUGCCCCUGACUCAGUGGAAAAGGCCCCUACGAAGAAAGAGCAAAAGAAGAAUGCCGCGGCAAAGGUCAACGAAGCUGCCAACCAUGCGGCUGCGAACACUACAACGGCGCAGUUCUUAGGUGGUGGAGGAGGUUUGUUCGGCAAGAAGAAGAAGUACAGCUGGAUGACGGGCGGCGCACCAGGAGGUGGUGGUAGUGGGGCAAGCACUCCCGGACGUAUCAACACUCAAGGUCUCCCUGGAACGCCUGGUAGUGGUCCAAUUAAUGCCCCUCCUGAAAAGUUGACGGUCGAAGGUGCAAGACGACUGGGACAAUGGAGAGAGGAUAAAGAACGAGGUGUGGGUAUCCAGAUCCGUGAUUGGAUUACUGUCCUCGAGUCCGACGGCCGUGAGAAGAAGGCCCUUCAAAAGCUUUACAUGAAUUUGGACCAAUCAGACCCCAAAUAG
Molecule: messenger RNA, 1968 nt
Organism: Cadophora gregata
Lineage: Eukaryota; Fungi; Ascomycota; Leotiomycetes; Helotiales; Ploettnerulaceae
Exons: 2
Coding region: 1-1968 (655 amino acids)
Biological process (GO): DNA-templated transcription initiation
Cellular component (GO): transcription factor TFIID complex
Source: RefSeq, a predicted model, not a curated record